CUGAGAGGAAAAAGGGAAGGGGUGUUGGGCCUGGCGGGCUAACCCGGACUGUGGACAGCUGGCGGUUCCGCGGGGCGGUGUCCGGAGAGCUACGGGGCCCGGGAGCGCGGGGUCCACGCCACACCCCCCGGGAGGCGCCCGAACCAGCGGGCCGGCGAGGAGGAGCGGCCGGCGACACCCGCAAGCCGGGACCAUGGGCUGCUUCUUCUCGAAGAGGCGGAAGACUGAGAAGGAGUCGGAGCCCGAGGGCGAGGAGGAGCGGCCGAAGCAGUACAGCUGGGACCAGCGCGAGAAGGUUGAUCCAAAAGACUACAUGUUCAGCGGACUGAAGGACGAAACCGUAGGGCGCUUACCCGGCCAAGUGGCGGGACAGCAGUUCCUCAUUCAGGACUGUGAGAACUGUAACAUCUAUAUUUUUGAUCACUCCGCCACCAUCACUAUCGACGACUGUACUAACUGCGUGAUUUUCUUGGGACCUGUGAAAGGCAGCGUGUUCUUCCGGAAUUGCAGAGACUGCAGAUGCACACUAGCAUGCCAGCAGUUCCGUGUGAGGGACUGCCGGAAGCUGGAGGUCUUUCUGUGCUGCGCCACUCAGCCCAUCAUUGAGUCUUCCACGAACAUCAGGUUCGGCUGCUUCCAGUGGUACUACCCCGAGUUAGCCUUGCAGUUCAAAGAUGCGGGGCUGAGCAUCUUCAACAACACCUGGAGCAGCGUUCACGACUUCACACCUGUGGCAGGAGAGCUCAACUGGAGCCUUCUUCCCGAAGAUGCCGUAGUUCAAGACCAUGUCCCUCUACCUACCGCUGAAGAGCUCAGAGCCGUCCGCAUUUCCACAGAAGCCAACAGAAGUAUCGUUCCGGUAUCUCGGGGUCAGAGGCCGAAGAGCAGUGAUGAAUCCUGCUUAGUGGUGUUAUUUGCUGGUGAUUAUACAAUCGCAAAUGCCAGAAAACUGAUUGAUGAGAUGGUUGGUAAAGGAUUCUUCCUAGUUCAAACAAAGGAAGUGUCAAUGAAAGCUGAAGAUGCUCAGAGAGUUUUUGGGGACAAAGCACCGGACUUCCUUCCUCUGCUGAGUAAAGGCCCUGUGAUAGCCUUGGAGUUCAGUGGAGAUGGGGCUGUAGAAGGGUGCCACUUCAUCGUCAAUGAGAUAUUCAACGGAACCAAGAUGUUUGUAUCAGAAAGCAAGGACACAGCAGCCGGAGACGUGGACAGCUUCUACAACUUCGCUGACAUACAGAUGGGAAUAUGACGUGCAGCGUGGAGCCAAGGACUUGGGAUCGAGCCCUUUUUAAGUUGUGUGUUAGCAGCGGGUUUUACUGAUGUUAAAACUGUCAAAGCGUAGUUUUAAAUAAACUGUUGAAUCCUGCA
Messenger RNA from Hyaena hyaena (striped hyena), 1365 nucleotides. RefSeq names its product RP2 activator of ARL3 GTPase (gene RP2). The record is from RefSeq and is a predicted model, not a curated record. Gene Ontology annotation, cellular component: periciliary membrane compartment; cilium. The transcript has 5 exons. The coding region runs from base 194 to 1246 and encodes 350 amino acids. Gene Ontology annotation, biological process: post-Golgi vesicle-mediated transport. Lineage: Eukaryota; Metazoa; Chordata; Mammalia; Carnivora; Hyaenidae. Gene Ontology annotation, molecular function: GTPase activator activity.